AUGGGAGCACAAAUUGAAACAGCGGUCGCAACGACUUUUGACCGACGAGUUUAUAAGAAGGGACAAUGUCUAUGCGCAUGCUUCAUCAUAUUCGUCAUGAUUUACAACACUUUAUUGCUCCUCACCUCUUAUUUCGUUGUGAUUCGAACGGAGACGUGCCUUAAUCCUGCUGGAGUAGGACCAUGUCUGAUGGGAACUUGUCCAGGUCCGAAUUUGGUUUGCAUUACCGCUGCUGAUGUGUGCUGCGAUGCGACUCAAGUUAUCCCUGAUCCCACUUUACCACCGGUCACGAAUCCACCUACAACCGCAGCGCCAGUUACUGCUAUUGUAACUGUAGCUACUACUGUACCAACGGUUGCAACGGCAAGAGUUACAAGCGCUACUGUAGCCACUUCAACUUGCUAUGACCGUCUAAACCCUGCGACAAAUCUGUCAGAUUGUCCGAGCAGGGCGUAUUUAUGUCAGAACACUCUCUACUAUGACCUGAUGACUCAGCAAUGUCCGUUGACUUGUGGUAGAUGUACGAGUACGACAACUGCCACAACUGCCUGUGUCGAUAAACUGAAUCCAAAGACAGGAGUGUCCGAUUGUCCAUCAAUGGUAUCAUACUGUAAUAACUCAGUUUACUAUACAUUGAUGACCGACCAAUGUCCACGUACAUGCGGGCGUUGCUCAACGUCAUCUACAUCCUCUACGACGACUACAUGCGUAGACAAAGUGAAUCCAACCACAAACGUUUCGGAUUGUCCAAAUAUGGUAUCGUACUGUAACGAUUCAAGAUACUACACUUUAAUGACUGAGCAAUGUCCGAAGACGUGUGGUCGAUGCAGCAGCACAUCCGUUGUAUCUUCGUCCAGUUCCACAAAUUGUGUCGACAAGCUGAAUCCAUCGACGAACGUUUCGGAUUGUCCCGGUAUGGCCUCUUACUGUCGUGUGACUAGUUAUGUCACAUUAAUGAAGGAGCAAUGUCCUAAAACAUCUGCUAUUCCUGCGAAACCAUUUCGAUGGGGAUUGUUCUGGCUAUUUGGUCAGCGCAAUGAGAAACUUAACGUUGAUACAGUGGAUUCAAUUCAAAUUCAUUACAUUACAAUGAUCGCAUUCGCAUUCGUUCUGCUAGCAUUCGCACCUGUCGUGCAAAUUUUCGCACAGAUUCAAACGUGUCGUGAUGGUGGUGUCGGCCCUUGUAUAAAUGGGACGUGCCAAUUAGCAAGUCAAUUGUGUAUUAACACAACGAUGGGUGAACUUUGCUGUGAAGUUUCGCAGAUCGGCGAUGAAACAACGACAACGGAAACGACAACGGCAGCGGUACAACCGGUGGUUACGGCUGCUGCUUGUAUCGAUUUUGUAAAUCCAAAAACGGGAUUGUCGGAUUGUCCAUCGUUGGCUCGUCUGUGUACUGAUGGAAGGUAUUACGCUGUGAUGGCCGUUCAAUGUCGAAGAACAUGCGGAUUUUGCGAUGGUACUGUCCCAUCGGUAGCAGUGAUUGCAGGAUGUUACGAUUUGGUCAACGUUGCGACUGGAAUCUCCGAUUGCCCUGCACGUGCUGAAUACUGCAAUAGGCCAGCAUAUAGGAAUCUUAUGAAUCUGCAGUGUCCUAGAACAUGUGGACUUUGUUAG
Messenger RNA from Necator americanus (New World hookworm), 1617 nucleotides. RefSeq lists its product as uncharacterized. The record is from RefSeq and is a predicted model, not a curated record. Bases 1 to 1617 code for a protein of 538 amino acids. NCBI's taxonomy places the organism in Eukaryota, Metazoa, Nematoda, Chromadorea, Rhabditida, Ancylostomatidae. The transcript has 13 exons.